This is a messenger RNA of Lottia gigantea (owl limpet), 1590 nucleotides long. RefSeq lists its product as hypothetical. The transcript is spliced from 9 exons. NCBI's taxonomy places the organism in Eukaryota, Metazoa, Mollusca, Gastropoda, Lottiidae. The record is from RefSeq and is a predicted model, not a curated record. Bases 1 to 1590 code for a protein of 529 amino acids. Gene Ontology annotation, molecular function: nucleoside diphosphate phosphatase activity. Gene Ontology annotation, cellular component: membrane. Gene Ontology annotation, biological process: nucleoside diphosphate catabolic process.
AUGUAUACGAUACAGCAAGAUACCUCAAUGCAUUAUGGGAUAGUAAUAGAUUGUGGAAGUAGUGGGAGCAGGGUGUAUGUUUAUUCGUGGCCGACUCACUCCGGCAACCCUCACGAUUUACUCAACAUGAAUCAACUCACUGAUCAAGACGGCCAUCUCAUCUCUAAAAAAGUCUCACCCGGUCUGUCAAGUUAUGCUGAUAAACCAUCAGAAGCCAGUGAAUAUAUUCGUCCAUUAUUAGACUACGCUGCUAAAUAUAUCCCCCGUGAAAAACAUAAAGAAACACCUUUAUAUAUCUUGGCUACAGCUGGUAUGAGACUAAUAACAGAAAGGUACACUCAGAAAGAAAUAAUGUCAGAUCUCCAAACAGAUAUAACUAAACUGUAUGAUUUCCUUGUGGCUGAAAACCAUUUUGAGGUUAUCAGUGGUAAAUUGGAAGGGGUCUAUGCCUGGAUUGCUGUUAAUUAUGUCUUGGAUAAAUUCUCUCAUGUCAGUGUUAGACUACCAGGAGAGAGUUCCAGUUCACCCCUCCAUACUCGCAGGCGGACUAUUGGAAUGAUGGAUAUGGGAGGUGGUUCUAUACAGAUAGCAUUCGAAGUUACUAAUCCAGUAACUGAACUACCGAAGUCAUUGAUAGCAGAGAUCAAUCUUGGUUGUCAAGACUCUGAUUUAGACCACACCUACCGCAUCUACGUUACUACUUUCUUAGAAUACGGGGCCAAUUCAGCUCAUAAUCGUUACGAAGAAUUAUUAAUUAAAAACUCUUUAUCAUAUGCUGAUCCCUAUAAGGGUAAAAAUAAAACUAACGCUAUACACGAUCCGUGUAUGGCACGAGAGAUGCCAGUGGUGAAAGAAAUUCACGGGAAAAAAUAUUAUUUUAAAGGGACAGGAGAUUUUAAUAAAUGUCGUAAAAUUUUAGUGCCGUUAUUAAAUUCUACUAUAUUAUGUCAUCAAAAUCCGUGUUCUAUGAACGGCAUUCAUCAGCCUGAUAUUGAUCACGAUCGAUCUAAAUUCUAUGGAUUUUCUGAAUUCUGGUAUUCUACGGAAGAUGUUUUUGGAAUUGGUGGAACGUAUAAUCAUGAUAAAUUCCAAACAGAAUCUGAGGAAUUCUGUAAAACCAGUUGGAGUAAGUUACAGAAAAGAUAUAAAAAGAAAUUAUACCCUAAAGCAGACAACGAUAGAUUUUCAAAUCAAUGUUUUAAAGGGGCGUGGUUAGCGACAGUUUUACAUGAAGGGUUUAAAUUCCCUGAAGACUAUAAGCACCUAGUCACGGCUCAGUUGAUCAAUAAUAAAGAUGUCCAGUGGACGUUGGGGGCUCUAUUGUAUAGAACACGAUAUCUUCCAUUAAGGGAUAUAGAAAAAUUAAAUGGACAAGUUACUCCAAGCUAUCAUUCAGUACCAUCUAUAUUUGCUAAUGAAUAUUUAGUUAUUUUAUGUAUAAUAAUAGUGUUCGCUUCCAUCAUACUCUACAUGAAACGUUUACGACUGUGUCCACAGAAUGACCUUCAGCGCGUUCCUUCAAUGUCAUACUUCAUGACCGGUGAUAAUGAAUCUGAACCUGGUUUGAAAAAAAGUUCGUAUUAUUUAUGA